Messenger RNA from Oppia nitens, 2397 nucleotides. It is a transcript of the gene hpo, whose product is annotated as serine/threonine-protein kinase 3-like. The coding region runs from base 611 to 2281 and encodes 556 amino acids. NCBI's taxonomy places the organism in Eukaryota, Metazoa, Arthropoda, Arachnida, Sarcoptiformes, Oppiidae. The transcript is spliced from 8 exons. Gene Ontology annotation, biological process: protein tetramerization; protein phosphorylation; regulation of MAPK cascade. Gene Ontology annotation, molecular function: ATP binding; protein serine/threonine kinase activity. Gene Ontology annotation, cellular component: cytoplasm. The record is from RefSeq and is a predicted model, not a curated record.
UGUUAUUGUUGUCACACAAAACAUAGUGUUAUUUAUUAUAAUAUUAUUAUUACUAUUAUUACUAUCGUUGACCACAAACAACAACAACAAUAACAACAUUGACUGUAGCUGUCAGUGCGGGUGUUUAAAACUAACUGUCCAUUUAGUUUAGUUGUUUGUUUUUGAUACCUGUGCUCUCCAAACAUAUCAACAACAAAAAACUGUUUGGUUUGGUUCCGGUGUUUAUAUGUUUAUAUCUAAGACUAUGACCAUCAGUGGUGUGACGACACCUAUAUAUAUGUUGUUUUGAUUUUUUUUGUGUUUGUUUUUCAUUUGUGACAGUUGUUGUUGAUGUAAAUGAUUGUCGGAUCAAUUGUAUAUCAUAUAUAUAAUGAUUGAUAUCUAUUUUUUUAGUAAAGCUAUUUUGUUGAUGUGAUAAUCAAAACCAAUCAAAUCACAAAUCAAAACAAAAGACAACAACAAAACAUUUUGUGUUUAUCCGCGCGAACUCAGGAAUAGCUGAAGACUGUUGUUGUCAUUGCCAUCGAAAGAGAGACUACUAUCUAAUUCAUAAACACAAAAGUGAUUUACUAUUAUAUCAAAUGAGACAUUGAGAACAAUAACGAAGAAUAUGUCGAUAUUAGAGAAACUAUCGGAGCAACAGCUCACUCGACAACCGGAGGAAGUGUUUGAUAUUUUAUGCAAAUUAGGCGAAGGAUCAUAUGGAUCGGUUUAUAAGGCGCUGCACAAGGAGUCUGGUCAGGUACUGGCCAUCAAACAGGUGCCCGUCGAGAGUGACUUAGGUGAAAUAAUCAAAGAGAUCUCAAUUAUGCAACAAUGCGACAGUCCUUAUGUUGUCCGAUAUUAUGGCAGUUACUUCAAAGGUUCUGAUCUCUGGAUUGUUAUGGAGUAUUGCGGCGGCGGAUCCGUGUCCGACAUCAUGCGAAUGAGGAAGAAGACACUGAGCGAAGACGAGAUAUCCACUAUACUUAGGGAUACAUUGCUGGGUCUCGAGUAUCUGCACCAACGGCGCAAAAUACACCGCGACAUCAAAGCCGGCAAUAUAUUACUAAACAGCGAAGGACACGCCAAACUCGCCGAUUUUGGUGUCGCCGGUCAGCUGACAGACACAAUGGCCAAACGUAAUACAGUGAUUGGGACACCAUUUUGGAUGGCGCCCGAAGUCAUACAGGAGAUCGGCUACGACUGUCUCGCAGAUAUCUGGAGCUUAGGAAUCACUGCACUAGAGAUGGCUGAAGGCAAGCCUCCGUACGGUGACAUUCACCCAAUGCGUGCCAUAUUUAUGAUACCGACCAAACCGCCGCCCUCUUUCCGCGACCCGGACCGCUGGUCGUCAGAGUUUAUAGAUUUUGUUCAGAAAUGUCUUGUAAAAAAUCCAGAACAACGGGCAACAGCCUCGCAUCUGUUGCAACACGAGUUCAUUACACGCGCGCCUCCCGUAUCCAUAUUGCAAAAUAUGAUUCAAGAGGCCCGACUCAUAUUACAAGAAAACAAUAUCCGUGAUGACAUGGAUGACAUCGACUCGUCAACAAUGAUACCGUCAAAAGAUACGACACUAAAACCGCCGCCAUUAAUGGAUCAGACAAUCAGUUCGUCGACAACCAAAACAGGUGUAUCGGAUGUAUCGUCUGAUUUGGGAACACUUAUUAUCAACGAUGAGACCGAUGAAGAAGACAUCGAUAAGACAUUGAAACCGGCAUUUCUCCAGCAUUUUGAACGCAACGACGCCAAAGCAGUAAAUAACAACAAUAUCAAUAAUAAUAAUAAUAAUAAUAUAAAUAUUAACAAAAAUAACAUAAACACCGGUCCCUCUGAUCUAUAUAACAAUCAGCAGUCGUCGUCAGCGUCGCAACAGUUAAGUCAUUCAUCAAAUAUCGGCCAAACGGUCGACGACUUGCAUGCCGGCGGCGGCGACACAACUAAUCACUACGAAAACAACUAUUCAAAUGUAACGUCCAGUGGUCAGCCAUUGACGCCACAACAACAACAACAAAAUAGUAGUAAUAAUAAUAAUAGUCCACAAUAUCAACUACUGAUGGGACAAUCACCGCACGCCAGUCCACUGUCUUCCCCGUAUAAUCCGAUGACUAGAGCCAUACUAUUGGAAAGUGAUUUUGAGUUCCUGCGAUACCUGUCCACCGACGAACUGAAGGCCCGAAUGGCCAAUUUGGACGUCGAAAUGGAGGCCGAAAUCGAAGAGCUUAGGCGCCGAUACGCCACUAAGCGUCAGCCGAUACUCGACGCUAUGGACAACAAAAAGAAAAAACAACAAAACUUUUAAUCGGAUCGUUGUUUUGAUUGGAAGUCAUUUGAUUAUACAAUUUAUAAAAGACAUUAUUAGUGAAUAUAUUAUUAUUAUUGUGUUUUUAGGCGAAAAAUUAGUUUAUUAUCAGUUUA